Dipodomys spectabilis (banner-tailed kangaroo rat) is the source of this 1581-nucleotide messenger RNA. It is a transcript of the gene Tnfsf14, whose product is annotated as TNF superfamily member 14. NCBI's taxonomy places the organism in Eukaryota, Metazoa, Chordata, Mammalia, Rodentia, Heteromyidae. The coding region runs from base 80 to 805 and encodes 241 amino acids. Gene Ontology annotation, molecular function: tumor necrosis factor receptor binding. The record is from RefSeq and is a predicted model, not a curated record. Gene Ontology annotation, cellular component: membrane. Gene Ontology annotation, biological process: immune response. The transcript is spliced from 4 exons.
UUGGGCAAUUGUGGUUUCCUCCGUGUGCUCAGGCGAGUCUGCCCUGCCCUAACCCAGCCUGGGGCAUUCGCUGCCUGGCAUGGAAGAGUCAAUCCGGCAGCCCUCCGUGUUUGUGAUAGAUGGACAGACAGACAUCCCAUUCAGGAGGCUGGGACACCGCGCGGGGAGACGGCGCUGCAGCGCUGCCCAGGGGUGCCUGGCGCUGCUGAUGCUGCUCCUGGGCGCCGGGCUGGCAGUCCAAGGCUGGUUUCUACUGCAGCUGCACCGGCACCUGGCAGAAGUGGUCACCCACCUGCCGGAUGGAGAUCCAGGCUCCUGGGAGAAGCUGGUGCGAGAGCAAAGAUCCCACCUGGCCAAGCCAGCUGCACAUCUUACAGGGGCCAACACCAGCUUGACGGGCAGUGGCGGCCCACUGCUGUGGGAGGCCCAGCUGGGCCUGGCCUUUCUGAGAGGUCUCAGCUACCACAAUGGGGCCCUGAUGACCCCCAAGGCCGGCUACUAUUACGUCUACUCCAAGGUGCAGCUGCGGGGCGUGGGCUGCCCCCAGGGGCUGGCCAGCGGCCUCCCCGUCACCCACGGUCUCUACAAGCGCACACCCCGCUACCCCAGGGAGCUGGAGCUGCUGGUCAGCCGCCGGUCCCCCUGCGCCCGCUCCCCGGGCUUCCGCGUGUGGUGGGACAGCAGCUUCGUGGGCGGCGUGGUGCACCUGGAGGCUGGGGAGGAGGUGGUCGUGCGGGUCCCCGGUGAGCGCCUGGCCCAGCUCUACGACGGCGUCCACUCCUACUUCGGAGCUUUUAUGGUGUGAAGGAAAUCGAAGCGUUGGUUGGAAUGGAAGGGACUCAUAGCUGGCCCUGAGGGUGGCAGACUGGGGGGCGGCAGAGGGCUCCACAGGAAGCUCAGCCAGCAGAGAUCACCGAGGAGCCCCCUCCUCCUUUCACAACAGCCCCCCCCCAAAAAAACUCUACCAAGACCUCAGCAACCUGAAGGAGUUGAAAACCCAGCAGAACCUUCCAGAAAACCCACACAAGCCACAGACCUCACACAGACAAUCCUAAAGACAAUGACCUGGAGACUUGUGGUGGGCAGUUCGUAGUCCCUGCCCCCCCCUGCUCUCCCCUCACCCCCGAAAUGCUUGGAAGAGCUCAUUUGCCUGAUAUUCAGGCGAAAGUGCUGGAUAUGUCUGCUUUGACUAGAGAAGCCAGAAGGACGUGGGAUUCCAGGAUUUGGAGAGUUGGAGAAGGGAAACUGAGUCAGCCUCACUGUGGUCACGGGGGUGGCUAGCUGGAGAGAUUUGUCACCAGGGCCUUGCACACCGCCCAGCUACACACAGUCACUAUCUCUGUCUUACCCACGCACUCAUGUUGGCCAAUUCCCAUGCUGGGAAUACUUCCACCGUGGUGACUUCCAGUUGCCAAGGCAGCGCAGGAGCUGCGUGACACAGUGAUGUGGCCACCAGCCUGGCCACUCAGCCUGGGGGAAGAGGGGGGGCAGCAUGGAGCAGGGCACUGGGAAGCAGUGGCUCACGCCUGUCAUCCCAGCUACUCAGGAGGCCGAGAUCUGAGGAUCACAGUUCCUAGCCAG